Messenger RNA from Aspergillus fijiensis CBS 313.89, 1122 nucleotides. RefSeq lists its product as uncharacterized. The record is from RefSeq and is a predicted model, not a curated record. The transcript has a single exon. The coding region runs from base 380 to 949 and encodes 189 amino acids. Lineage: Eukaryota; Fungi; Ascomycota; Eurotiomycetes; Eurotiales; Aspergillaceae.
CCAGGCGCGCCUUGAAGGUCACCAGCGUUUGCACCUCCUCGUAGAAGCGGGGUAGCGCGGCUAGCAGUUCGUCCGGCGAGAUGUCGGCGUCCGUCCCGGUGUUACCCAGGUAGUGUUGCAGGUAGUGGGCGAAGUGCGGUUGCUGCUGUUGCUGUUGGGCGGCGAGGGCGUAGAGUUGAGUUUUGGUGGUGUGGUCGGCCGCGGUGGCCCGCUGGAAUUUCCAGGGAAAUUGGGCGGCGUGGUCGGUGGGUGGAGGGUCGUGGGGAGGGGGUGGGAGACUGAUGCCCACGCUGGAGACCGCGAGGGUCUGGAGCAGGAGGAUGAGGAGGAGAGGUAUACGCAUGGUGGGUGUGGUGUGAGGGAGUAGCUCUUGGGUAGUAUGCGGGGUUGGACAAACGCGCUCAGCAGCAGUAGUAGCAAAGAAAGCCAGAACCACCACAGAAUUAGAAUCGGAACAGAAAAGACAGACACCAGAGGGGAGAAAGAAAAGAGCGAAAGAGAGAACGACAGACCCUCAGACCCUCCUGGCCGGUUAACCUCAACCCUAGUCGGAAACCUCCAUCAACCUCAAACGCAAGCAGUGGAGAGCGGGAAAAGCAUUGCACCUAUCACCAGGCUGCAUGGCUGGAUCGACAACGGUCACACCCGGAUUCAGACAUGGAUCUUCCGACGAUUCGUGAUGCAGGGUCAGGGUCGUGAUCGAGCACCUGGAGCUUCAGAUUUACUUGAUGCUGAGGAGUGGAGGGGUGAGCAAACGGUGCUUCCGUCUGAUGAUGUUGAUGAUGACCGGGGGAAUGCAGUAGCAGCUGACGAUUGCCUGAUUCCGGCCUGCAGCAGCUGUCAAACACGACGGUCAAGCAUAGUCUGGCAGUGGGGCUGCCCAGUCGACGGACCCACUGGGCUGAAUCUGGGCCUUUCCCUUGUCGGCUUGGGGGGGGUUGGCGUUUGACUGGCGUUUGCUGGCCAUUGCAGUUUCUGGUAGUCUCCUUAUUAACACUUUUCCCGUUGCCCAGUCCUUUCAUUCACGCCUGUGGUCUCUCUAUUAGCACCCAGGCCUUUACCUAGUAUUCUAUUAACGGCCGUGCUUUUUAUCCGGUUAAGUUAUCAACACUUUUCUCUGCC